Molecule: messenger RNA, 1005 nt
Organism: Vicia faba (fava bean)
Lineage: Eukaryota; Viridiplantae; Streptophyta; Magnoliopsida; Fabales; Fabaceae
Source: the annotation of a GenBank genome assembly
AUGGCAUUGAAAAGUGUUGAAGAAGCUGUGAUAAAACUUGAAAAGUUGCUUCAAGAAUUGCAUGUGUCAAGCUCUAGUUCUGGAAAAGAGCAUUUGAAAGCAGCCUGUUCUGAUUUGGAAAAAAUACGGAAACUUAAGAAAGAAGCUGAAUUCUUGGAGGCAUCUUUCAGAGCAAAAGCCGAUUCUCUGCAAGAGGGAGUUAGUAGUGCUCAAACCAUCACACCGGUCGGUGAAGAGGACAGGCUAAUAAAAGGGAAAAGCAGAAAGAAUGACAACGUAAGGGUGGACAGGAACAAAAGACAAAUUGGAAACUCUCGUGGAUUCUGGGGCAUCUUUGUACCUCCUGUCACCAGAAAGCCUGACCUGGAAGCAGAUGCGGACGCAUAUGAAAAUUAUAUUGAACAGCCUGCGUCAAAUGUAGGGGUUGUGGAUCAAGAAUCCAAUGAAAUCCACCGCUUUGAGCUUCUAAGAGAUGAGCUGAUGGAACUUGAGAAAAGGGUUCAAAGAAGUGCCUAUCAAUCAGAAAAUAAUGAGGAUUUGAUGAUCAUUGACAAUGGUGCCCGUUAUAGUGGUGAUGCUGGAGAUGGUCAGAUUGCCUUAGUUCCGAAGAAAGAGAAUAUCAUACAAAAAUCUUUUGAGAAACUAAAAGAAACAGGAACGGAUGUCUGGCAAGGAACUCAACUUCUUGCUAUUGAUGUUGGUGCUGCCACGGGUUUCGUCAGAAGGACCUUAAUAGGUGAUGAAUUGACUGAGAAGGAGAAGAAAGCACUUAAAAGAACCUUAACGAACAUGGCCUCAGUUGUUCCUAUCGGUGUUUUAAUGCUAAUUCCAGUUACUGCCGUUGGGCAUGCAGCCAUGUUGGCUGCUAUUCAGAGAUAUGUACCAGCUCUGAUUCCAUCCACUUACGCACCAGAGAGGUUGGAACUCUUGAGGCAACUUGAUAAGAUGAAGCAAAUGACAAUCAAUGACGAGGAUUCAGAUGAGAAAGUGGAUGAAGUUAAAUGA